UCUCUGUUCAGCAGAUCAAGAUCAUCACGCAAGCAAAGCAAUCACUCUCAACGCUCUCAACGCUCUUCAACACUCUCAACGCCAUCUACUACACUCAGCAAACGCACAAAACCUCUUCACCACUCUUUCUACACACCUAAAUCCAAAAUGGCGCUCUUCCCUCGUGGUAUCUACGGCUCCUACGGCUCUGACCCCAGCUUCACCAACCUCUUCCGCCUCCUCGAUGACUUUGACACCUACAGUCGCGAGGUUCAAGGCAGCGCCCCGGAGACCGGCAGCCGUCGUCAUACUCAGCCCGCCCGCACUUUCAGUCCCAAGUUCGAUGUCCGCGAAACCGAGCAGACAUACGAGCUGCACGGCGAGCUCCCCGGCAUUGAUCGUGACAACGUUCAGAUCGAGUUCACCGACCCUCAGACCAUUGUGAUCAGGGGCCGUGUUGAGCGCAACUACACCGCCGGCACCCCUCCUGCACAGGUUGCUGGCGUCCUCACCGAACAGGGCGAGCCGCAUAGCCCUGCUUCUCACCAUGCUACCGUUGAAGACGACGUCGACGAGGACAAGCGCUCGGUUGCCACCACUGCUACCGGCGCCAACAACCAGAACAACCAGCAAGUCGCCCAACGCCCAAGCGCACCUCACACCGAGGAGAAGCCAAAGGCGCCUGCCGAAAAGUACUGGGUCUCUGAGCGCUCUAUUGGCGAGUUCUCGCGGAGCUUCAGCUUCCCCGGUCGUGUCGACCAAAACGCAGUCAGUGCCUCUCUUAACAACGGCAUCCUCACCAUCACGGUUCCCAAGGCCAAGAAGCACGAAACCGUUCGCAUCGCUAUUAACUAAGCGCGAUGGGCGGACUUUUUGUACUGCACACAGUUCGGAAGAUUUCCCGGAAGGAGAGUCGGUGUGUUGCAUGACGACGGAGCAUUCCCUUCAUUCAGCAUGGCGCCCUGGUUUGGUUGAUUUGGAGCACAGCCAUGAACGAACACGGAUGAGCAUUGUUGUCAUUGAUUUCUGCUUGUUGGCAUUGCAGCUGGGAAUGAUUGGUGGAUGUUACUAUUCGACACAGAUUUGGAGGAUGAGAAAGGCGCUUGGCGAGUUUGAGGAUCAUGAGCUUCGUUGGUAGUUAUUCAGACAAGCAGUGUAAUACAGAGGAUCCUUAAUAAUGACUAAAGUUGCUUUCCCUAAC
Messenger RNA from Neurospora tetraspora, 1180 nucleotides. RefSeq names its product heat shock protein 30. Gene Ontology annotation, biological process: protein folding; response to salt stress; response to heat. The record is from RefSeq and is a predicted model, not a curated record. The transcript has a single exon. Bases 148 to 834 code for a protein of 228 amino acids. Lineage: Eukaryota; Fungi; Ascomycota; Sordariomycetes; Sordariales; Sordariaceae.